Molecule: messenger RNA, 3972 nt
Organism: Cavenderia fasciculata
Lineage: Eukaryota; Evosea; Eumycetozoa; Acytosteliales; Cavenderiaceae
Gene: dhkE
Product: histidine kinase
Exons: 4
Coding region: 1-3972 (1323 amino acids)
Biological process (GO): phosphorelay signal transduction system; phosphorylation
Molecular function (GO): phosphorelay sensor kinase activity
Source: RefSeq, a predicted model, not a curated record
AUGGAUAUUCCAAACAAUGGUAAUGGUGAUCGAUCACCACUACCAUUGCAACAAAACAAACAACACUCUGUAGAUAUAUUUAAAUUAAAAAAGAAGAAAAAAUCAUCUCCUUGUAAUAAUAAUAAUAAUAAUAAUAAUAAUCUUCACCAAAGUUUUAAUAAUAAUAAUAAUAAUAAGAAAUGUCAAUCGAAUGGAGAAGAAAAGAAAUAUACAUUUUUUCAAAAGGUUGGAUUAUUUUUUCAAGGAGUAUUGAAUGAUUUCCUAAUGCCAAAUCCAAAAUGUUUUAAAAAGACAUCAAUUUAUCGUCGAGCAAGAUUAUUGACCUAUCUAUGUAUCAUUUAUUUUUUAAUAUUUGCCAUUGGAUUGGCAAUGUUUGAUCCACUCUAUCCAAUCUUUAUCUUUUCAGUGGUUGCCAUGUUUGCCAUCUACGUCUUGGCAAUGCGAUCCAUUCGUUUUACAAUGACCUGUCUAUUGUAUACUAUUAUCCAGAUGAUCAUCUAUAUUGCCAUUUGUGUCGUCUAUUUUACUCGACUCAAUGCCCAAAAACAAGAAUCACUCAUCUUUUACCACUAUUUCAAUCUAUUUGAUUUGGUUGGUGUAUUGGUCACUUCUACCAUCCUAUUCCCCUCCUUUUGGUUUUGUGGUUCAAUCCUACUAGUCAUUAAUCUUUUAAAUUGCGCUUUAAAUUUAUUUAUUCAUUAUUAUUUAAUUGUUUCUCAAUCAAUGAUAUUUCAAAAUAUUAUAAUAUCAGUUGCAACAUCAUGUUUAUUAUUAUUUUAUUCUUAUAUUACAUCUGUGGAUUUAAAAGAAAUUGAAGAAAGAGAAGAAAGAAUUAGAAGUUUAUUUAAUCUUAGUUCAGAAGCUUUGGUCAUUCAUAAAAAUGGUAUCAUUGUAGAUGCAAACUCUACCUUUGAAAAUAUGUUUCAAGUUAAAUUGGAUUCUAUUUUACAUCCAGUUGCAGCAGCAAUUGGGGAAUUUUUACCAAAUAUUGAACAAUAUUUAAACAAAUCAAUGAUUGAUAUACAUGAUCAAGCAUCAUUUUCAUUGCUUGAUAAUAAAAAGAUUAUAGAGACUGUGGCCAUAAACUCGUCCGGUGAAGAGUUUUCAGUCGAGGUUCGAUCACAAAAGAAAGAGUUUUUGUCAAAUCCAGUUGACAUUUUAUCGAUCAUUGACACUAGUGCGAGACGGAAAUUAAUGGAAGCAGAUACGGCACUUAGAAAAGCAGAGGCUGUCAAUGAAGCAAAGAUUAAUUUCCUCACCAAUGUUAGUCACGAGGUGAGAACACCGAUCAAUGGUAUAUUGGCAUCGGUCGAUAUUCUGGAAAAGACCAAUUUGGAUAAUACACAAGGUGACUUUUUAGUCUGUGUAAAGGAUUCGGCCAACUAUCUCUUGGAUCUCAUCACUGAUAUAUUGGAUUUCUCAAAGAUUGAAUCUGGAAAGAUGCAACUACAACCGGUUGAAUUCAACAUGAUUACAAUGCUUGAAGAGACAAUGAACAUUGUAUACAGUACAACCAAAGAACGUGGAUUGGAACUCAUUCUGUUUGUUGAUCCUGCCAUUCCCAUCAUUGUAGUGGCCGAUCAUUAUAGAAUCAAACAAAUUCUACUCAACUUUCUUUCAAACGCCAUUAAAUUCACUUCGACUGGACAAGUAGUCAUUCGCGUCAAUUUUGUAUCAUGUACACCGUCCGUAGCCAAUCCAUCAAGCACCGAAUUCAAAAUAUCGUUCGAGGUGGAGGAUUCUGGUAUUGGGUUGAGACAAGAACAAAUUGAAAAGUUGUUUACCGCCUUUUUACAAUUUGAUAACCACGGAUCGAGAAACUUCCAGGGUACCGGUCUCGGUCUGAGCAUCAGCAAGAAACUGUGUAAUAUGAUGGGAGGAGAGAUUACAGUCAAGAGUACGUAUGGCAGUGGAUCGACCUUUGGAUUCUCGUGCAACGUGCUAUCGGCAUCUGAUUCGUGGACCUAUGGAUCAUUGUCGAGUUCAUUGUCUCUGCGAUCGGAUAACCAUGCAAUGAUCCAUACCAACAAUGACAAGUUUAGUUGUUCAAAGAUCAAGGGCUUUGUCGUGUACAAUAACGAUCAGUUGCGCAAGUCGGCCGUCCAACUAUUCACAGCCAUUCGAUUACACUGGAUUUUAAUUAGCGAGAAUACUCCCGACUACCUCGACCCCUUCUUUUCGUCGAUUCUAAAGAUGCCACUCCAUCUCCCAACCGUCGUAGAGUCACUCUACUUUAUUCAAAAGGUGCCUAUUCCUUUGGACCUCUACUUUUUACUCACCAAUUUCAAGGCCUCCAAGAACGACUCGCUUCGAAGCAGCCAUGACAAAGACUCCAAGGCCACAUGCACCAGUCUCUCGUCGUCGUCGACCAACAAUACCUACUCGUCCUCUCUCACAUCCAAUCCAUCGUCUACGUCGUUUGCAAUGGACGACUACAAAACAGCAGAGAGAAGAAGACACCUAACACACCAAAGAAAUUCAAGUUACAGUGACCACGUUGCCAUCACUCGCGGUUUGGUCCAAGUCAAUCGUAGUCCACGUACCAACAGCGAUAAAACCAAUGAACCUCCAGUCACAAUCAUUGAUCUAUCUGGUAAAGAAUCAACAUCGGUUGGUCAUCACCAACUUUUACAUCAUUCGAAUCAAAAUAACAAUAGUAAUAGCAACUAUAGUAGUUCACUUCCUCCCAUUUAUAUUAAACCUGCCGAAAAUCAUCGAAUCAAUUUACAACAACCACCGACUUCUCAUCAUCAUAAUCUUAAUCAUAAUAAUCAUUUAAAUUCAUCCAAUCAAACUACUCCAUUAUCAUUCUCACCACCUCCACCUCCUCCACCAAUAACAGCCGCAACAACAACACAAUCAUCAAAUUUAUCAAAUAAUGUCGGUCAUGGAAAUGAUGAUUUGGAAAUGAAUAAUAAUAAUAGUAGUAGUAGUAGUGGUGGUGGGGAUGGAAAUUCCCAUUCUUCAUCCAAUUCAACUUCACCCAUAACAUCUCCACCUUUUACAUCAUCAUCAUCACCACCAACCAUCAAUGUAUCUACUAGUCAACCAACACAACCACAACAACCAGUCCUAAAGGAACAAAGAUUAUCAUUACAAUCAACACCAAGAAGAAAUAAUAGUAAUUUAAACGAAGAAACGAUUGGUGAUAGUCGAUCCUUGUCAUACAGUUCAUUCACAUCCAACGUUUCCAUUCCAUCGCCAUUGGAAUCAACACCGUCGAUGAAUGGUGUACCCGUAUCACCAUUUAUUCAAUCACAACCGCAAUCUCCUUAUCAACCGCAACACCACCAAAAAUCAUCAUCACAACCAUCUUCACCAAUUGUUAUAAAUAAUGACAACAACUGUAAUAUUCUCCAACUACCAGGUGUCGUUGGACAAAGAUCACCUAUUCUUUCACCACACCUAACAACAUUGUCGCGAAGAGUCAGUAUUCCCCAGUUGGACUUGGACUCUCAAAAACAAGAGUUUCAUCGAAAGUCUCGCUCUACUCUGACCGGUAGUAACUCUACCAUUAACGAAUCACCACGUCUAACAAAACCAUUCAAGAUCCUACUCGUAGAAGAUAAUCUUGUCAAUUGCAAAGUAUUUACAAAGUUUCUUCGAGAUGGUGGACACAGUGUUUCGCAUGCCUGCAACGGUAUCGAAGCCAUCAAUGCCAUCAAAUCUGAUUAUUAUCCAAUUAUUUUAAUGGAUUGUCAAAUGCCAUUAAUGGGAGGUAUCGAAGCAACUCGAGUCAUUCGAAAGUAUGAAAAGGAUAAUUACUCGUCUGACAAGCGUUACAAGAAAUGUUUUAUCAUUGCUCUGACUGCCAAUGAAAUAUCGGAACGUGAAGAAUGUUUCGCUGCCGGUAUGAAUGAUUUCAUUCAAAAACCAGUCCGUGGAUCAUUACUCUUACUUUCUGCUAUUGAAAAAUAUAUUAAAAACUUUAGUGAUGAAGAUUUACAAUAUUUAAGUUCAAUUAAAAAAUAA